Mesorhabditis belari is the source of this 906-nucleotide messenger RNA. NCBI's taxonomy places the organism in Eukaryota, Metazoa, Nematoda, Chromadorea, Rhabditida, Rhabditidae. The record is from the annotation of a GenBank genome assembly.
AUGAAGCGACUAUGGAACGCGCUCGGAAAAGAAACGAAAUCGACGAUCUUCCAGAAGAAAGCGGUUAAACAAGUGGAAAAGAUGGAGAAAGGAGAAGCGAUGGUCAAGGCGCCUCGCCACGAACGCGAAAAGAAACACUUUGAAGAAGCGCAAAAGGAUGAACGAUUGCAGAAGGCUGUAGCGGAAAGACGCGAGGAGCUCAUCGACAAUAUCAACCGGAUACACAUCAAAUCAACGGAUCCGCCUGAAAGAUGGACAUCGACCAAAGAACUCCCGACUCGUGACUCCGAAUGGGCCCACCGCAACGAUCCCGCUUGGGAGUUCGGGUUUUAUGAACCGGCGCCGGAGAGAAUUCCCAAAUCGAAGCUGACUUUUCGCGAGGCGUUGGAGUUGCUAAGAAUGAAACAAGAGCUAGAUGAUGACAGUGCGACUCCAACGGGUGCAAAAAGAAGGGAACAAGCCUCGAAAGAUCUUGAAGAGCAUCAAUCGCGGGACAGAUUUUCGAUGGAUCAAUUGGAUUUGAUGUACAAAUAUUUCCGACCAUUCGAGCGCCAGGAUAAACAGAGGGUGGUCAAGACGGAGGACCUCGUAAGAUUGCAAGAAAGGUUACAGGGUUGGCAUGACCCCGAUAAAAUCGUGGCACCGCCUGGUGGAGUUUCCGGCUUCUUGAAAGAGAAAAUGAGUAAAUCUCUGGAAAAAGAUCCCGCGGCUUACGAGAAAUUCGAGAAGAUGGACGCCAAAGAACGUCAAGAGUUUGAAGAUGCUGUAAGUCAACUUCGAGAAGAGCAAAGAAGUCGGCUUGAGGAACGAAUGAAAGAAGUCAAAGAGAUGGAAAUCGCCGAGGCUGAAGCAGCGAAAGAACAACAGAACAAGGAAAACGAGGCUGAAAAAUCAAAGGGCUCAAAA